AAGAUGGGAUUAAGAUCAGAGGGGUUUAGCAGCAAACAACCUGCUAUUCAUUGUGUGAUCCCAUCUCUCCAGGGAACGACCAGCAAGCGAAAAAACUACGUAUUUUCAUUGUGCAAUCUCAUCGUUCCAGGGAAGGACCACGAAGCAAACAACCUGGUUUUCAUUGUGUGAUCACAUCGCUCAAGGGAAGGAGACCACAAAGGAAGGAUCAGCAUCAUCACCAACAACAUGAGAGCUUCCCAGAGCGCUAUUCUGCUCCUCGUCUCCCUACUCUUUCUCAUUAACGACAGUGAAGCCCUACAAUGCUAUACCUGCAUGGGUUCUAGUGAUGAAGACUGCAAUCGUCAGGGCUCAAAAACCUGUCCAAGCUACUCUGACGCUUGCGCUGUAGUACGAGGACACGGAAGUGAGUUAAACAGCGGAGUGAUGAAGUCCUGCUCCUACAAGUCUUUCUGUAGCCAGGCCAACAGUCAGGGUUACCGGUCACCAGGGGUCAGAGUUCACUGCUGUUUCUCUGAUGACUGCAACGUGACAGGAAACGUAUCCAAGCUGGAAGGAAGUCUCAGCUACCUGUUGCUCCUCCUUCCCCUGCUCCUCCACUGGAUCUCAAACUAAACAUAUAACCCAGCACAAACCAACAGCCAUGCCAACUACCCCACCACUACCCCACCAACCUCCCUUCUCUACCCUACUCUCAAACUAAACCCAGCACAAACCAACAGCCAUGCCAACCACCCCACCUACCUCCCUUCCCUACCCUCUUCUCAAACUAAACCCAGCACAAACCAACAGCCAUGCCAACUACCCCACCUACCUCCCUUCCCUACCCUACUCUACCCGACUCAAACCCCACCUCUCCAAGCCUCAGCUACCAUCCCCACUCUGGCCGACUACGCCAUCUAACUCUGCCUAUCUAAAGUAUCUAAAGUAACACACAAUAAAAUAACCAUUGAUAUCACCAUAUAACCAACCCAGAACAAACCAACCGAUAACAACCCAGAACAAACCCAAACCAGAACAACCCCAAACCAGAACAACCCUAACUCAGAACAAACCCAGAACAACCCCAACCCCAACUCAGAA
Oncorhynchus mykiss (rainbow trout) is the source of this 1083-nucleotide messenger RNA. It is a transcript of the gene ly6pge, whose product is annotated as lymphocyte antigen 6 family member pge. NCBI's taxonomy places the organism in Eukaryota, Metazoa, Chordata, Actinopteri, Salmoniformes, Salmonidae. The record is from RefSeq and is a predicted model, not a curated record.